UUUUAUUCUAUAAAAUCAGAAAAACCCCGGCAAGCAUUUUACAUAGUAGAUCAAGAAGGUAAUAAUAUAGAUCCACUUACCCAAGAUCCAGAUUAUUUUAAAUACCUCGAGCAAGCAAAAGCCUUAUUUAAAAAACCACAAAGAUCCAACCAAUCUGUCAGAAUGGAUAGAAUAGAAGAAGGGCUUAAUGAAACUCGAGAUAUUAUAAAUCAGUUAGCAGACCAAUUACAGAAAAAA
This is a messenger RNA of Racocetra persica, 237 nucleotides long. The record is from the annotation of a GenBank genome assembly. Lineage: Eukaryota; Fungi; Glomeromycota; Glomeromycetes; Diversisporales; Gigasporaceae.